CAGUGCGCCUAACUCCGGCGCCCGGCCGCGCUCGCCACCGCCCUCCUCCACCCGCCCGGCUCGCCUGCACUCACCCGCGCUCGCGCCCUCGCCACCAGCCGCAGCCAUGGGGCCCCGAGCCGCACGCGCCGCGGCGCUGAGGCUCCUCGCGCUGGGCGCGCUGCUGUGGCCCGCGGCGGGCGCCUGGGAGCUCACCAUCCUGCACACCAACGACGUGCACAGCCGGCUGGAGCAGACCAGCCAGGACUCGAGCAAGUGCGUCAACGCCAGCCGCUGCGUGGGCGGCGUGGCACGGCUGGCUACCAAGGUGCGCCAGAUCCGCCGCGCCGAGCCCCACGUGCUGCUGCUCGACGCCGGCGACCAGUAUCAGGGUACCAUCUGGUUCACCGUGUACAAGGGCACCGAGGUGGCGCACUUCAUGAACGCGCUGGGCUACGAUGCCAUGGCACUGGGAAAUCAUGAAUUUGAUAAUGGUGUGGAAGGACUCAUUGAUCCACUCCUCAAAGAGGCCAAAUUUCCAAUUCUGAGUGCAAACAUAAAAGCCAAGGGGCCACUGGCAUCUCGAAUAUCAGGACUUUAUUUGCCGUAUAAAAUUCUCUCCGUUGGUGAUGAAGUUGUGGGGAUUGUUGGAUACACUUCAAAAGAAACCCCUUUUCUCUCAAAUCCAGGAACGAAUUUAGUAUUUGAAGAUGAAAUUGCUGCAUUGCAACCUGAAGUAGAUAAGCUAAAAACUCUCAAUGUGAACAAAAUUAUUGCACUGGGACAUUCCGGUUUUGAAGUGGAUAAACUCAUCGCUCAGAAAGUGAAGGGUGUGGACGUGGUGGUGGGAGGACAUACCAACACGUUUCUUUACACAGGCACUCCACCUUCCAAAGAGGUGCCGGCGGGGCAGUACCCAUUCAUAGUCACCUCCGAUGACGGACGGCAGGUUCCUGUGGUCCAGGCCUAUGCUUUUGGCAAAUACCUAGGCUAUUUGAAGGUUGAGUUUGAUGAAAAAGGAAAUGUCAUCACUUCACAUGGAAAUCCCAUUCUUCUCAACACCAGCAUUCCAGAAGAUCCAAGCAUAAAAGCAGACAUAAGCAAAUGGCGGGUAAAAUUAGAUAAUUACUCGACCCAGGAAUUGGGGAAAACCAUUGUCUAUCUGGAUGGUACCACUCCGUCGUGCCGCUUCCGAGAAUGCAACAUGGGCAACCUGAUCUGUGAUGCUAUGAUUAACAACAACCUGAGACACCCGGAUGAGAUGUCCUGGAACCACGUGUCCAUGUGCAUUUUAAAUGGAGGUAGCAUCCGGUCGCCCAUCGACGAGCGGAACGACGGCACGAUUACCUGGGAGAAUCUGGCUGCUGUGUUGCCCUUUGGAGGCACCUUUGACCUGGUCCAAUUAAAAGGCUCCACCCUGAAGAAGGCCUUUGAGCACAGCGUGUACCGCUACGGCCAGUCCACGGGGGAGUUCCUGCAGGUGGGCGGAAUUCAUGUGGUAUACGAUCUUUCCCGAAACCCUGGGGACAGAGUGGUCAAAUUAGACGUUCUUUGCACCCGGUGUCGCGUGCCCAGUUACGAGCCUCUCAGAAUGGAUGAGGUGUACAACGUGGUCCUCCCGAGCUUCCUUGCCGGUGGUGGAGAUGGAUUCCGGAUGAUAAAAGACGAAAUGUUAAAACACGACUCUGGAGACCAAGAUAUCAACGUGGUUUCCGGAUACAUCUCAAAAAUGAGAGUCAUUUAUCCAGCAAUUGAAGGUCGGAUCCAGUUUUCUGCUGGAAGUCAUUGCCAUGGAAGUUUUUCUCUACUAUUUCUUUCAGUUUUGGCAGUGUUCGUUGUUUUAUACCAAUAGCCAAGAAUUAUCUUUGCCAUAUAUGGAACUAUAUUUUUUCUCAAGUGAGAUUCAAGUCGGCCUUUUAGGAACUGGCUUUAUGAUGGUGCAGACCAUCCUUGCAGUCUCCUAGAAGCUGAGCUUAGAGGGUCAUAAGUGAAAACAAUGACAUCAUCACUCAGGAUUACCAACUUAGUGAACACACAGGAAAAGAAAUGAAAAUGGGCCCUAUGAGAAGGCCAACAAUCUUUAGUUUACAUAUGCAAAUUUUAAUAAACCUUUAUUAACAAUUUUAAACCAUACACAUCAUUUUUCUCCUUUAUGUCCAUUCUAAUCCACCAAACAACUUAUGUUUACAUAGAACUUUAUCAGUUACAGGAGAGUUUUAAGCACAUUAUCUUAUUCGAUGCCCAUAACUUUCACUGGUGGGCAAGAUAGGCAUUGUUUUCCCCAUUUGAGAGAUGAGGAAACUAAAGCUUACAAAGAGCUGACUUAAGGCCAUACAGCUGAAAGUGACAGAUCCCAGACCUGCGCCUGGGCCUUCUGACUUCAGUCCCGCACACUUUCAAUUAUAUCCAGUUACUGUUCAGGAAGAUAUGUAAUAGUCUCCUCUCUUUUUAACUAUCAAUAGCCCCAAACUGAUGGAGGAUAAGUCUCUGCUUUAUUUCUGGUCUCUAUUUUUGUCCUUUUUAGCGUGCGUUGUUACAGGGAGUUUAACAGACUAAACACAGGGUGGUGUUCUCUCCUGCGCCACCGAAUGCCUUUCAGGAGUUUGGACAAGAGGUGCAGUAGAUGAUGGGAAAGGCCAGGAGCUGCAGAAGGCAGGCAAGGGGCAGAGAGAAAGGGAAGAGGAGACCAGGACGCCCAGGACCAACUUACAUUACGGAAGAGAAAGAGCUCAAGGCUGUUUACCCUUGUUAAAUUGGUAUUUGCUAAGGAGUAGCAGGAGAGCGCCUGACACGUGGUAUUAGCUAUUGAUAAUUUUAUGAGAUACUAUCAGUUCUCCCUCUGUUUCUUUCCUCCUUCUUCCUUAUGGACAAAUGUCAUGAGAAGAGACCCUUCUUGCAGAAGAUGUAGUUCUAAACCUGUACCUGUUUCUCCCCAGCAAGAUGGCAGCACUGUACUUUAAACACACACGCACACAUGCACGCACGCACGUGCUCCGUCUCCUCUCCCCCAGUUACGGAAAAUCCAGAGGGGAGACGAGGUUGAUUUGUUUACGUGGUACAUCUAAGUUUAAAGUCAGCUCUGCCUCCAAAUCUGAACAAUCACUCAGUCAUUCUCAAGCACAGAUAUGAGAACUGCUGCGGGAGAGUGGGUCCCGAGUGGGUGCUCAGGAAAUAUCCAGACUGAUGGAAUAAAUGAUUUAUGCACAAAGAACAAAUACUUGCCUGAGGGGGUAGUGGGGCCAUGUGAGCCUGCUCUUCAUUGUAUAAAUGAUUCAACAAGAAGUGGGAGCCCUCACCAUAAAGAAGUGGGCAAACAGCAGCCCCAGGAUUGAAGAGUGAGAAUGUUUGUUCCUUAACGUUUACAAAUAUUAGGUACUCGAUACAAAAUAUACUUUUAAAUUUCAUAACCUCUUUAUAAUGGUUGUUGCAGUAAAAUAAUGCCCUAGGUUCCAUGCAUAUACAGAUUGGCCAUAAAUAAACAAAUGUCAAUAAGACUGUAAGAGAAAAAUGUCAAUAAAACUGCAUUUGGGGUGUAUUUUUCAUGCUUGACCAGUAAAGGAGGGUAAAUCCUAUUGGAGCACAGGUUUUUAAAGAAAUUUUUGUCAUUUUUGUAAACAUGUGUGCAUGUAUUGUUCAGUGACUUAAAGAAAUGACCUAAAAACACUUUGCAAUUGUAGGUUCCAAACAAUAAAAUUGAAGAUAUA
Messenger RNA from Hippopotamus amphibius kiboko, 3683 nucleotides. It is a transcript of the gene NT5E, whose product is annotated as 5'-nucleotidase ecto. Lineage: Eukaryota; Metazoa; Chordata; Mammalia; Artiodactyla; Hippopotamidae. Gene Ontology annotation, cellular component: plasma membrane. The transcript is spliced from 9 exons. Gene Ontology annotation, molecular function: 5'-nucleotidase activity; nucleotide binding; metal ion binding. The coding region runs from base 107 to 1831 and encodes 574 amino acids. The record is from RefSeq and is a predicted model, not a curated record. Gene Ontology annotation, biological process: AMP catabolic process.